This is a messenger RNA of Triticum turgidum subsp. durum (durum wheat), 891 nucleotides long. The record is from the annotation of a GenBank genome assembly. Lineage: Eukaryota; Viridiplantae; Streptophyta; Magnoliopsida; Poales; Poaceae.
AUGGACGGCGACGGCGACGGCGACGGCGACGGCAGCCUCCGCUUCGACUUCGAGGACGACGUCGACGCUUCGAGCGCUGGAUCCGGCUCCGCGUCCUCGGAAGCCCCCAUCCUCGCCGUGGGAGGGCCGUCCCGUGGCCGCGGCCACGGAAGCAUCGAAAUGGACGGCGACGAGGACAGCCUCCGCUUCGACUUCGAGGACGGCCUCGACGCGGCCGGCGCUGGCACCGAAUCCUCGGCCUGGCCCUUCGAAGCCCCCAUCCCCUCCGCUGGAGGGCCGUCCCAUGGCCCUGGCAGCCGCAGCAUCCAAAUGGACGGCGACGAGGGCAGCCUCCGCUUCGACAUCGAGGACUACCUCGACUCCGUCGCCGCUGGAUCCGGCUCCGACGAGGAGAUCCCGGAGUGCAGAAUGUUUAGCGUGGGCUUUUGCCUUAAUGGAUCUAAUUGCAAGUGCAUGCAUGUUAAGCUACCUGGGUCGCCUCCUGUUCAAGAAGUCCUCCAGAAGUUUCAACAGACGAAUGCCUAUAACUAUGGUUCAUCAAGCACAACUUAUCAGCCUAGAGACAAUAACUGUAAGCAGAAGGCGAAACCUCAAGUCCAGCAUGAGUCGGUGCUGAAGAACCAAAAUUUGGCUGUAAAUGCUACUCUUGUAGCGCAACAACCUGCUGCUCAGCAUGUGCAGACAGCAAAUCCACCACCACACCUACAGCAGCAGCAAAAUGCUCAGGUUCAAGGUGUCCAUAAUGGGUCAUCUAUCCAAAAGCUACCGCAACUGCAAGCCCACUUCCACAAGGGCAAUCAAGGUACUUGGUUAUUAAAUGUUGCAACCAGGAGAAUCUGGAUUUUGGUUCAGUGGGGUGUUUGUGCCCCUCAAAAAGGAUUAAUGAGGUGA